UCGACGGCAUCCGCUACCAGCAGCAUGGCGGCCUCAUCUUCAUCUCCGUCAUCGUCGCAGCGUCAUCUGCACCAUCAUCAACUGCACAGCAGCAGCAGCCAUCACAAUCAUCACAUUCACCAUGAGGAAAUUACGGUGACCUUUCCGGAGGUGGUGUCCUGCUCGCCGGAGGAGCCUAGUUUUACGCUGUCGGACGAUUACGAUUGCAAUCCACUGAAGGAAGUGGACCCACUGAACGUGUCCGGCAGUUCGAUGGAUUUGCUGGCAUCGCCGGUCAAGUCCCAGCAAAAGACCCCCAAACACGGUCACCACCUGCGGCGAAACGUUCCUAGGAUAGUGGUGAAACAGCUUCCGAAGCAGCAAUUGACGCCACCGCCCCGCGAAGAGAAGCGACCAAUCGGUCCGGCUUCGACGAUGCGCGAGGUGCUAGCCUCGAUACCGGGCUUCAGCGUGAAACCCCGGCGGAGGUCCAACAAGAAAAUGUCCACCGCAGCGCAAAUCGAGCAAACGAAAGAAGGUUGCAUCGAUCUGGAAACGCCGGACUCGAUUCUGGUCAAUACGAAUCUGCGCUCGCUGCUGAACAAGCAAACCUUCCAGAUGCUGCCACCUCUGUUCCAGUACAAAUUGGUCCAACUGUUGCCCUCGGUGGAUCGACCCUCGGUCCCGGAUGCUUCGGACUGCGAGCGAAACGGAAUACGGUUAAAUCCGUCCAGUUUGAACAACGAGUUUUUUGCUCGGGCCUGUCUGGAGUGGCGCGAUCGGUUAUCGGAAGGCGAAUUUACCCCGGAGAACCAAAUGAAGCUGAAGACCGAGGCGGAGAAGGAGAAAAGCAAACUCGAUCCGUGGAAGUUGAAACACUUUGAACCGAUGUGGGGCGAUAAGAGUUCGGGGGCGAAUGUUGGAGCUGCCGGAACCCAGCCAAAUCCUUCUCCGCCUCAAACGCCGACAAAGGCAACGAGCACACCAGAACCUCCCAAAACCAGUACCCCAACUACGUCGAGACCUGCCUUGAAAACCACCAUCAAGCUGAGGCCAACGACGACGAUAGCCACGAGUACGAUAGUGGCUUCGGAGGUACUUGCCAGUAGCUGCGGUCCGAGCAUCAGCAGUACAAGCUUCUACAGUACCUCCCCGGGAAGCAGUGGCAGCAGUACAGCUUCGGCAACCGUUACGACUCCUACAACCCGCGUCAGUACCACUCAGAGUUCUCUCUCGCCUACAGCGACAACGUCUUCGCCCAAGCGAGUUCGAACCAUUGGAGCCGUAACGAGAGCCACUGCCAGCCAGAAGCAACUCGUUCAGCCGGAAACGCCCAGUUCGCCUAUUCGUAUCACCCGCCAGAUCACUCGAGUGGAAUCGCCCAAACCUUCCACAUCUUCAUCCCCUCUCGCAACCGUCACCGUGCCGCUAUCAAGUCCCAUUGAUACUCCCAAACCGGUUCCGGUGUCCAGUGGUGCGGCGGAUGUCGUAGAUUCGUGCAGUCUCUCUAGUAGUAGUUCCAGUAGUUUUGUCAGCGGUAGCCUCAAGCGAACGCACAAUCGAUCCCUCACGCCAGAGCUAAGCAAUAGUAAGAUAUCGAAAUCCACUCCCGAUUCGCAACCGUCUUCGCGCGGCGAGGAAGAAUCCUCUUCGAACCCAUGUGAUAUUAUCAAACCGGAUCUCACCACGGUGUCCCCUGCGGCGGUCGAAGUUGCACCGUCCUCCCCCUCGGACGACGUGCAAAUCGUUGAGGAUGAUCCGCAAGCGGUUCCGGACGUGUUGGACGAUGUGGAAAUCGCGCAGGAAACGGUCGUCGAAGAAAUCCCCGAUGACGAUCCGGAAAUAACCGAAGUCAUCAUGGAACGGCCGCCGACGCCGGAACCCAGUGGAGAACCGGAGCGGCCGAAGCAAACCAUCUACGAUCAGAACUCCGGGGAAGUGUUCAGUAUUGUUUGUGUUCCUUCGCCACGGGCGGCGCCUCGGGUGGCAAGUCCUGUGACGAGCAGUGGCAACAGCAGCUCGGUGGCCAUGGAUCAGGAGCUGCCAGUUUCCAGCAGUCACCAUCUCCAACAGCAGCGACAUCUACAGCAGGAGCAGUUCUGUCACGAUAGUAAUAGUAGCAGCACUUCGACGACGGCGCUGAUGUCCUCCAGUGAUCAGGUUCCGCCGAAUGCGUUGAGCAGCUUCGAAAACGUGCUGCAGAAUAACGAAGACUUGGUGAUCAUGCAGAGGGAGCCCCAGGACGAGGACUGUGAAGAGGAGGAAGAUGAAGACGAAGAGGAACCGAAUCCGUCGAAUGGGGUGAUGAAUAGUGAUAGCAAUGGCAGUUCGGAGGCUAGCAGUAGCCAAAGGACGGUGAGUGCGGAGGUCAGUAUGAAGCUGACGGCGUAUCAUCACGAUCACGAACUGCUGCACCAGAGUGCGAGCAGUAGCGGGAUGAUGAUGAUGGGUGGUGGGGGAGGAGCUGGUUGUGGAGGCGUUGAUGCCGGGGAUGACGAGGAAGAGGACGAUGAUGGCGAGAACUGUGAUAACAAUAACGAUUCCACCAACGACGAGGAGGAUCCGGAGGACGAGGAAUGUGACGACGGGCAGGAGUUGGUGGUGCGGAGGAUGCAGGGCGAUCUGCAUGGGCUACACUUGAUCGAUGGGGUUCAGGAGCAGCAGGAACAGCAACAGCAGCUGCAGUCGCAUCACUCGAUGGUGGGCUCGAUCGAUUCCGCUGACGAGGAGGAUCCGAUGGACGAGAAGUUCAUCGAUGCGGAAAACUACGUGCUGGAGAGCGGCGAGAUCAGUGCGGAAAUCGACACCCUGGGCAUGCUUACGGAUGCCACCGAAGAAGAAGCCGGCGUUGACCUCGGCAUAGCUGGGGUGGCCGAAGCCGGACCGAGUACCCACGAGGACAAUCUCAUCAUCCUGCACGAGAUGGACAUCAAGGGCGAAGAAGAUGAGGAGGAUGGGGGCGAUGAGGAUGUUGAAGAGGACGAAGAAGAUGAGGAGGAGGGAGAGGACGAAGAGGAACAACAGGAGGAGCCGAUUAUGGUGGCCGCUUCGGUGGACAUUCCGACUUCGACGGUCGAACAGGACAGCAUUUGUGCCACCAGUAGCGAUCUGGACGGAUUCGAUGGAAUCAACGCCAUCAAGAUGGAAACCGAUAACAUCUUCGAGAGUGGCGAUUGGCCCUUCAAAGUGAAGUUGGAACCGAAGAUGAUGAUUGUGGACCAGCUGGACUCGAGCAGUAUUAUUCUGACACCGUCGACGGCGAGCCAAAUCCCGAUUGUCAGUCCUGUGACCGUCGUCAGUGCCCAUCACCAGCCGCAGCAGAUAGUAGCAGUUAGUAGUAGCAAUAGUAGUAGUAGCGGUAGUAGUGCACAGCAGCAGCAGCAUCAAUUGCAAUUGCAACAUCAGCAGCAACAGAUCCAUUUGUAA
This is a messenger RNA of Aedes aegypti (yellow fever mosquito), 3405 nucleotides long. It is a transcript of the gene Asx, whose product is annotated as polycomb protein Asx. Gene Ontology annotation, molecular function: chromatin binding. Gene Ontology annotation, cellular component: PR-DUB complex. The record is from RefSeq and is a predicted model, not a curated record. Gene Ontology annotation, biological process: positive regulation of transcription by RNA polymerase II; animal organ morphogenesis. Lineage: Eukaryota; Metazoa; Arthropoda; Insecta; Diptera; Culicidae. The transcript is spliced from 5 exons. Bases 25 to 3405 code for a protein of 1126 amino acids.